This is a messenger RNA of Colius striatus (speckled mousebird), 2919 nucleotides long. RefSeq names its product AAR2 splicing factor (gene AAR2). The record is from RefSeq and is a predicted model, not a curated record. Gene Ontology annotation, biological process: spliceosomal tri-snRNP complex assembly. The coding region runs from base 37 to 1164 and encodes 375 amino acids. The transcript is spliced from 3 exons. Lineage: Eukaryota; Metazoa; Chordata; Aves; Coliiformes; Coliidae.
GGCGGCAGUUCCGUGCGGAACGGGCCCGGCCGCGCCAUGGCGGAGCCGCGGCUGCAGCCCGAGCUCGCCCGGCAGCUCUUCUUCGAGGGCGCGGCCGUGCUGGCGCUGGGCGUCCCCGAGGGCACCGAGUUCGGCAUCGACUGCAGCUCCUGGGCCGUGGGCCCCAAGUUCCGCGGCGUCAAGAUGGUGCCGCCGGGGCUGCACUUCGUGCACUGCAGCGCGGCGCGGGCGCGGGGCGGCCGGGAGACGGGGCCGCGCACCGGGCUGUUCCUGGCGCUGCGGCCGCGGGAGCUGCGGGUGCUGCGCUGGGACGCCGGCGCCGAGGCGCUGGAGCCCGCGGCCGAGGCCGAGGCGUCGCGGGAGAGCCUGGCGGCCAUGGACCCGUUCCUCGGGCCGUACCCGUACGAGACGCUGCGGCGCUGGGUGUCCCUCUCCGGCUUCAUCAGCGAGGCGGCGGCCGAGGCGCUGCAGCCGGAGAGCGGCCGCGUCUGCGCCUUCGCCGAGGUGCUGCCGGCCGAGCCCGCGCCGCUCGGCAGCGAUCGCGCCGCCGCGGGCGCCGAGUGCCGCAGCUACGCCGAGGGCCUGGCGCGGCUGCCCCGCAUGGCGCCCCGCGCCGCCACCCGCAUCAGGUUCUCGGAGCUGCCCGCGCGGACCUACCCCGCCGGCGCCAGCCCGCAGGAGAUCACGCGGCACAGCAUGGACCUGAGCUACGCGCUGGAGCAGCUGAUGGCGCGGCGCUACCCCGGCCGGCCGCUGGAGCUGCUGGCUGAGCUGCAGUUUGCCUUCGUCUGCUUCCUCAUCGGGAACGUGUACGACGCGUUUGAGCACUGGAAGCAGCUCCUGAACAUCCUGUGCCGGGCUGAGGAGGCCAUGGGCAAGUAUCAGGAGCUCUACACCAACCUGAUUUCUGUGCUGUAUCACCAGCUGAAUGAGAUCCCAGCUGACUUUUUUGUGGACAUUGUCUCCCAGGACAACUUUUUAACCAGCACCUUGCAGGUGUUUUUUUCCUGCACAUGCAGUGCUGCUGUUGAUGGGGCCCUGAGGAAAAAGGCUGAGAAGUUCAAGGCUCACCUAACGAAGAAGUUCAAGUGGGACUUUGAGGCCGAGCCCGACGACUGCGCGCCCGUGCUGGUGGAGCUGCCCGAGGGGGUGCAGGUGGACUAAGCAAAGUGCUCACCUAGGAACUGACAGCUUGCUGAAAUAACCCCCCCUCCACAUCUUCCCCAACCCUGCCAGCUUCCUGAGGCCUGUGUCUGAAGGUGACUCCUCUUUCUGCCGUAGAAGCAGCUGUGGUAGACCCCACAGGGCUCCUGACUGCAGCGAGCUCCCGGAGGAGCUGGGCUGUUGGUCACCCGCCUGCUUUGGACACCUGGGGUUUCUCCCUGGCCCCACUGCAGCAUCUCCUCACUCUGUCCUCAGCUGACUUCUGGUCCCUUGCAUCCUCCUGGGCUGGAGGUGACAGCCAGCUUGGAGAGCAGCUGUGGUUUACACUCGAGGCCUUUGCUGCUCCAGUGCGAUGCCUGUGGCUGAGCUGUGUAAGUCCACGGGACUGCUCCUGGCAGCUUUUGGGAGCCUGAAGCCAGACUGAGAAGUUCUUCCCAGGCUUGUGUUGCAGGGAUGUAACCACAACAGUUCCAGCACUGUGUUGGAUGCUCAUGCUGCCUGCUGUGAUUCAUUGUUGUGGAGGAUUCAAAGGCACAGCUGAGUUUGUGCCCCUAACACUGAGGCACCUUCCUGUCCCCACUUUGCUAAAGCCUUUUGUGUUUCCUGCUGACCCUCUCUGUAGCCUAGUGAAAAAGAAACUUAACAGUUUGGUGACAAGAAAGAGUUGUUGGACAGGCCUUGAAGAAGAGCCAGCAUGAGAAAAGAGCACUGGAUCCCCUGCUUUGUUAGCACUGGAAAGCUGGUGUGUCCUCCUGUGACAGACUCGUCUUUCUCCCCAUUGCCCACCAGGAGGCUGUAAGAAAACCUGUGGUGCUCAUUGAGGGCUGCACAGGAGCUCAGUCCUGCCCCUCACCUGUGACCUUCCCAGCUGUCAGGCUCCUUCAGGGGUUUGUCUGUGUGCUUGUCUGGCUGGGUCAUGCUCUUGUUGGUCUUUUACAGCUCAAAACAAACCUCAGGCCAGCCUUGCCCCAGAAAACACCUGUAUUAGGGAGUGUUGGCUGGUUAGCCAAAGCUUCUGGUACAGUGACACCACACUCUCUUUCUCAUCAGAGUGCCCAGUAUCUCCAGAAGUGACACCCUGAUGAUGUCUGGCAUCCAAGGGCAGCUCCCAGGGGCACAGGACAUGGAGCCUGCUGAGGGAAGGGGCUGUGUGUGUGUGAGGGGUUCCAGGCAGCCAGGAAGGUGCCAGAGGGAUGGGCUGUGGCAAGCUCUGCUCUCUGCUCCCUGCUGCUACCCCUCUCCUCAGGGCCCUGCACUACAUUGCUCUGCUGUCUUGGCUUGUCCACUUUGAAUGGACUCUGCCUUGAGCACAGGCCCUCAGGGGAGUUUACUCUGCCCUGGCAAGUGGCUUUUUCUUCAGUCUGUCUUUCCAUGCUUUCUGUCCUUAGCACCCUUGAGAUGUUUUGCACAGUAGCUUGGCUGUGCUCUCCCCUUUCCUUCCUGCUCUUUCCUUGUCUCCACAGGCAGUCCUGUGUUUCCAGCUGGACAGAUAACUUGUAAUGAACCAUCCUGGCUUUGAUGGAAGGUGCCUGUUUGGUCUGUGGGCUCUUUGCACCAACCUGAUGAUGGGUUCUGUUGCUUUGGAGCAGAUCAGCAGGUGCUGGUGUGAGCAGUAAACAGUGAGGGUGGCAGGGGACAGAGGGACAGUGCUGUGUGUGCAGCCAGGCAGUGUCAGUGCCUUGCAGGCUGUCCUGGCAGCACUCCCACUGGGUUGAUGUCUUUGUUAAACCUCAAUAAACAGCAGCUGCAAAUUAA